This is a messenger RNA of Ectocarpus sp. CCAP 1310/34, 1810 nucleotides long. The record is from the annotation of a GenBank genome assembly. Lineage: Eukaryota; Phaeophyceae; Ectocarpales; Ectocarpaceae.
AUUUGCUUGCCUGCUACAUCUGCAACAAGCCUUUGGUGCGGUCACUACCGUACUCUGCGUGCAGGCUCUCGCAUGCUCAGUGCCAGGUUUGUGGGAAGUCGCACGUUGAGAUCAUCAGUACUGCGUCGCAAGCUGUCAAUGGCAUCCAGCGGUCCCUCUGUGGACCAGCUCCCACCACCGCCGCCGGGACAUCGGUUGCUGGUGGAGGGCCAAGCUGCGAUCCCGUUCUCGGAGGGCAACGAGGUCUUCUACAAUAAGGUUCAAGAGUUCAACAGAGAUUUAUCUAUUCACGUCAUUAAGCUCUUCGCCGAAAAGCGUCUCCGGGAGAAGACCGAGCAGGCUCUCCGCAAGACGCGAAAGAGAGAAGGGGCUGAGUUUACGGCACAAGACCUCGAAGGUUUGGAUGCCACAGACUGGAGUCAGCGCGCGGCCGCUAGUGCAUCGACGGAUGGCAUACAAAUCCUGGACGCGCUUGCAGCUACCGCCCUUCGCUCCAUUCGAUACGUGAAGGAGAUCCCUGGGGUGAAGGAAGUUGUUGUCAAUGACCUCGACGAGGCGGCUGUGCAUGCUGCGCAGAGAAACAUAGACUUCAAUCAGGUGGACGUCUCGAAGAUACGUGUGCAGCAGGGUGAUGCCAUCAGCGCGAUGCACGCAAGCUCGGCGGCAAAGCAGCGUUUCGACGUGAUCGAUCUGGACCCCUACGGUUCUGCUGCCCCGUUCUUAGAUGCUGCCGUGCAUUGUGUGGAGGAGGGGGGACUGUUGUGUGUAACUUGCACAGAUAUGGGAGUCCUCAGCGGGGGACACCCAGAAACGUGCUAUGCCAAGUACGGGAGCAUGCCAACCAAAGGAAAGUAUCUGCACGAGAUGGCUCUGCGAAUUGUGCUGCAUGCGCUCGAGGCUCAAGCUAACCGGUACCGCCGCCAUGUUGUCCCGGUCCUGAGUCUUAGCAUUGACUUCUACGUUAGACUAUUUGUGCGGGUCUUCACUUCUGCCGCGGAGGUCAAGAAAGCCUGCACCAAGGCGGCAUACGUUCACCAAAGCUUAGGGUGUGGCUCGUUCUUCCUCCAUCCGGUGGGCAAGAUGUCCAACAACAACUACAACCCGUCGUUGACCACUGGCGAUGGGUUGUGCCCUCAGACCGGCAAGCGGUUCAAGGUUGGCGGGCCUAUCUGGAGCCCUGCCAUCCACGACAUGGACUGGGUACGGCUUCUGCUGGACCGUGUGCAGAAGAAUUGCGGACCGCAUCAGCCGUCCACUAAGAAGCGCAUUCACGGAAUGCUGACGUCGGUAUCCGAGGAACUGCCGGACGUUCCGCUCUUCUAUUCGCUGCCCGACAUGUGCUCAACGCUUCACUGCAAUAGUCCACGAAUGAUCGACAUGCAGGCAGCCCUCGUCAACGCAGGCUUUAGGGUUUCCCAACAGCACAAAGAGCCCCAGGCGGUGAAGACGGACGCUCCGGACGACAUUGUGUGGGAUGUCAUGCGCUGUUGGGUAAAGAAACACCCUGUAAGCGACAAGCGUAAGACCAGCUCCCCAGGUCAGGCAAUAUUGGCUAAGGAUCCCAACCAUCAGGCUGAUUUCACGGUACCUUCCGGGCUUUGGCCAAGGAAAACGGCCACCAGGUAUCAGCAAAACCCGGAGCCAUACUGGGGGCCCAAGGCUCGGGCCACCGGCAACAAACGAGGGGCCGAGGAGAGUGGCGGACCGUCUGAAGGAGCACCCGAAGACAAAAAAAACAGGAAAGAAGAAUCGCCUUCUUCGGAAACCAAAGUGGAGGAGACUAGAUAGCCUAUUGUCUUUUUCAGCUUGU